This is a messenger RNA of Pistacia vera, 4147 nucleotides long. Its product is annotated as phospholipase A I-like. Gene Ontology annotation, molecular function: protein binding; glycerophospholipase activity. Gene Ontology annotation, biological process: fatty acid metabolic process. The record is from RefSeq and is a predicted model, not a curated record. Gene Ontology annotation, cellular component: membrane. NCBI's taxonomy places the organism in Eukaryota, Viridiplantae, Streptophyta, Magnoliopsida, Sapindales, Anacardiaceae.
AUUAAAAUCUCAUCACACUUAAGGAACCCUAACCCUAACCAAUCUCAUUUUCGAUUCGCUUAAUUCUUUCAAUUUAUUAAUUUUUUUACAUACAUUAACAAUAUAAUGAAGCAGUUAUUACACCAUCAUCAUUCAUAAUCAUCGUCAUCAUGAUCGUCCGAAUUUAGCACUGCAACCAUCUCAUCAGAUCACUAUUUUGAUAUAAUUUGACCUUUCCGAUCACAAUGUCGUGGGGUUUGGGAUGGAAGCGGCCGCUGGAGAUCUUUAAACUCACACAAACUAUGGUGCGAAGAUCUGGAGAUGAUUCGGCGAGAGAUCCGGAAUUAGGUUUUCAUAUCGAGCUCGAGUGGACAGGUGGCGAGGAGGAGGAGCAGGUGGCGUUGAAGCUACAGUCGCAAGUGAUGGUGGCACUGCCCUACCUCAAGACUCUGGUGGUUCAACUGGCGCCAGAAAUGGUGAAGGAUGGUGGUGAAAGGAGGGAGCCGUUAAGAGCUGUGAUCUUGACAAGGGGGCCGGGUCAGGCCAAGAGCGACGGUAUCGGAGUUUUGACUCGGCUUUUGAGAUCUGACCUGCCAUGUGGGUCCGCUGAUCGGGUGGGCCCUGCCUGCGGUGACCAUUGGAAGACUGCCACUCUUGUUAGCAUCUGUGGUGUUGUUUUGUCGGUAUUACCAGUUGAAUUGACCCGUUUGCCACUUCUUGAGAAACUGUACCUUGAUAACAAUAAGCUAUCGGUUUUGCCACCUGAGCUUGGUGAGCUGAAGAGUUUGAAAGUUCUCACUGUUGACAACAACAUGCUUGUUUCUGUUCCUGUGGAACUGCGAGAGUGUGUGAGACUGGUGGAGUUGUCAUUAGAACACAACAAGCUUGUUCGGCCUCUUCUAGAUUUCAGGGCUAUGGCAGAAUUACAAAUUCUUAGGCUGUUUGGUAAUCCUCUUGAAUUCCUUCCUGAAAUUUUGCCACUACAUAAACUUCGCCACUUGUCUCUUGCAAAUAUUAGAAUUGUGGCUGAUGAAAACCUAAGAUCAGUGAAUGUUCAAAUCGAGAUGGAGAACAGUUCUUAUUUUGGUGCAUCUAGACACAAGCUUAGUGCUUUCUUCGCUCUUAUAUUUCGUUUCUCUUCUUGUCAUCAUCCUUUGCUAGCAUCUGCACUGGGGAAGAUAAUGCAAGACCAAGGAAACCGUGUUGUUGUUGGCAAAGAUGAAAAUGCAGUCCGGCAGCUUAUCAGUAUGAUAAGUAGUGACAACCGUCAUGUUGUAGAACAAGCCUGCUCUGCUCUAUCAUCUCUUGCCGGAGAUAUUUCUGUCGCAAUGCAGUUGAUGAAAUGUGACAUUAUGAAACCUAUUGAAGCAGUCCUCAAAUCUUUUUCUCCAGAAGAAGUUAUUUCUGUUCUGCAUGUUGUGGUCGAGUUGGCUUUUGCAUCUGAUACUGCAGCUCAGAAGAUGUUGACCAAGGAUGUUUUGAAGUCAUUAAAAUCUUUAUGUGCCCACAAAAACCCAGAGGUACAAAGGUUAGCUUUGUUAGCAGUCGGAAAUUUGGCCUUCUGUUUGGAGAAUCGGCAUAUUCUUGUUACUUCUGAAAGUUUGCGGGAUCUUUUAUUGCGUUUGACCAUUGUGCCUGAACCCCAUGUAAACAGAGCUGCAGCAAGAGCUCUGGCAAUUCUUGGAGAAAAUGAAAAUUUGCGGCGUGCCAUAAGAGGGAGACAAGUUCCAAAACAAGGAUUGCGCAUACUUUCAAUGGAUGGAGGUGGCAUGAAAGGUCUGGCAACAGUGCAGAUGCUUAAAGAAAUUGAGAAAGGAACAGGAAAGCGGAUACAUGAGUUGUUCGACCUUAUAUGUGGCACAUCAACAGGUGGCAUGUUGGCUGUUGCUCUUGGUAUUAAGCUAAUGACCUUGGACCAGUGUGAAGAAAUAUACAAAAAUCUUGGAAAACUCGUCUUCGCUGAACCUUUUCCAAAGGACAAUGAAGCUGCAACUUGGAGAGAAAAGUUGGAUCAACUUUAUAAAAGUUCAUCACAGAGUUUUAGAGUUGUUGUACAUGGAUCUAAACACAGUGCAGAUCAGUUUGAGAGGUUGUUGAAGGAAAUGUGUACCGAUGAGGAUGGAGAUUUGUUGAUAGAGUCAGCUGUGAAGAACGUUCCCAAAGUAUUUGUUGUAUCAACUUUGGUGAGUGUGAUGCCAGCCCAGCCUUUCGUAUUCCGCAAUUAUCAGUACCCUGCUGGAACACCAGAAGUGCCUUUUUCAAUUUCAGAAAGUUCUGGAAUCACUAUGCUAGCUUCACCAACAACCGGUGCUCAAGUUGGCUAUAAACGCAGCGCUUUUAUUGGAAGUUGUAAGCAUCACAUAUGGCAAGCUAUAAGAGCAUCUUCUGCUGCACCAUAUUAUCUUGAUGAUUUUUCAGAUGACGUGUAUCGCUGGCAAGAUGGUGCAAUAGUAGCAAACAAUCCUACUGUUUUUGCCAUAAGAGAAGCACAACUUCUAUGGCCUGACACAAGAAUAGAUUGCUUAGUUUCCAUUGGGUGUGGCUCUGUUCCGACAAAGGUGCGGAGAGGUGGUUGGCGUUAUCUAGAUACUGGGCAGGUAUUGAUUGAGAGUGCCUGCUCUGUGGAUAGGGUGGAGGAAGCGUUAAGCACAGUGCUGCCGAUGCUUCCUGAGAUACAGUAUUUUCGGUUUAAUCCAGUUGAUGAACGCUGUGAUAUGGAGCUGGACGAGACUGAUCCAGCAGUCUGGCUGAAGUUGGAAACUGCAGUUGAUGAUUAUGUCCAAAACAAUUCACAAUCCUUCAAGGAUGUCUGUGAGAGACUGCUUAUUCCCUUCCAACACGAUGAGAAGUGGUCGGAGAAUUUGAAAGCUCAGCAUUUCCCCAGGGCAAAGGUGUCAAAUGCAGAUGAGAAGAGCCCAUCUUUAGGUUGGAGGCGUAACAUACUACUUGUUGAAGCUAUGCAUAGUCCGGAUUCAGGAAGAGUUGGACACCAUGCCAGAGCCCUUGAGUCAUUUUGUGCACGUAAUGGAAUAAAGUUAUCUCUUAUGCAUGGGGCAUCUGGAAUGUGGAAAACAAUGCCAGGAACAACAUUUCCAACACCAUUUACCUCACCUUUGAUCACUGGAACUUUUCCGUCGAGCCCACUUUUAUAUAGUCCUGAUGUUGGCCCACAGAGGAUUGGCCGGAUAGAUAUGGUUCCACCUUUAAGCCUGGAUGGACUACAAUCCGGAAAGACAUUUUCAUCACCGCCUCUAUCUCCCAAGGCCCAAAGGCAGCUCUCCUUACAUGUCAGAUCAUUACAUGAGAAGUUACAAAAUUUACCACAAGUUGGCAUUAUACAUUUGGCCCUUCAAAAUGACUCAGUUGGCUUAAUAUUAAGUUGGCAGAAUGAUGUUUUUGUGGUUGCCGAACCUGGGGAACAUGCUGACAAGUUUUUGCAGAGCGUUAAACUAAGCUUGUUAUCAGUGAUGCAGAGUAACCGCAGAAAGGCUGCAUCAUUUCUUGCCAAUAUAUCAACUAUUGCUGAUUUGGUUCGGUGCAGACCAUACUUCCAAGUUGGCAAUGUAGUCCACCGUUAUAUAGGACGCCAAACCCAAGUUAUGGAAGAUGACCAAGAAAUUGCUGCAUAUAUGUUCCGCAGGACUGUCCCUUCGAUGCACUUAACACCAGAUGAUGUUCGUUGGAUGAUUGGAGCUUGGAGGGACAGGAUCAUAAUUUGCACAGGGACUUAUGGGCCUACCCCGACUUUAAUUAAGGCCUUUCUAGACUCUGGUGCCAAAGCCAUCAUAUGUCCUUCAGCUGAACCACAGGAAACCUCGAUGACAUCAGCUCUUGAAUCAGGAGACUUCAGUGCACUGGAAAAUGGAAGGUUUGAGAUUGGAGAGGAAGAGGCAGAGGAUGAAGAUCCUGAACCUAUUAGUCCAGUAAGUGACUGGGAAGAUAGUGAACCUGAGAAGACUGGAGACCGGUUGAUGGGUCUUUGGGAUGAUGAUGAAGAGGAUUUGUCCAAGUUCAUCUGUCACUUUUAUGACUCACUGUUUCGAGAGGGCAUGAGAGUAGAUGUUGCUCUACAAAAUGCUCUUGCCUCGCAUCGGAAGCAGAGGUAUACUUGCCAUCUUCCUGGUAUACAGUAGAUUGAUGAAUAAUUUCAUACACCAAAAAAAAAAAA